Gaeumannomyces tritici R3-111a-1 is the source of this 3551-nucleotide messenger RNA. RefSeq lists its product as hypothetical. The coding region runs from base 928 to 2622 and encodes 564 amino acids. The transcript has a single exon. The record is from RefSeq and is a predicted model, not a curated record. Lineage: Eukaryota; Fungi; Ascomycota; Sordariomycetes; Magnaporthales; Magnaporthaceae.
GUCGGUCGUGAUUGGGCGGCCCAGGGUGAAGCGAAAUUAACAGCAUCGCUGCCUCGACGGGCAACACGCUGUAAAUGGGAAAAAAAGUCCGCAGAGCGCCCGGCGCAGGGUCCUGGGGCCAGUCCAUCCAUCACCACCCUCCCCUCUCCAAAUUGGACCUGGCCCCGGUUUGGGGACUUUUGGGGCGCCGUGGCCGGCAUAGAGAAACAUUCUAUUUUCCUUUUUCUACUCUCCUUCCCCGUCCUGCUCGCCCUGGACGCGCGCCCGCUCUCCUGCCCACCCCCCUCCCCUCUCUUCCUCGUUGUUGCGUGGAGGUGUUGGUUGACGGCGACGUCGUUGUUGGGAGUCGAGAAGCAGCAAAGAGGCAACAGCAGCAACAGCAGAGACAUCCGCUCGCUCACCAGGCUGGAUCCGGCAAAUCCAGCAGCUUUCCCCCGGGAUCGCGUUUCAUUCGUUUCGACAAACAAACAUUCGUUUCGUCAAACAUAUCCGACCUUCGAACGAUCUUUAUCCGACCGUCUUCCCACCGUCGUCUUCACUCCCUACGAGCGACUCUGAGCGGCGCGCAGGAAGCGGCGACGAGAGCAGAUUUCCCAAGAGCCUGGCGUAGCCAUUCAUUUACACUAUCCAGUCGCCAGCUAUCUCCGUUUAACCGCCUCGAAUCGACGCCCGUCAGUCCAAUGUGCUGACCGCGAGGCCUGGAACGAUCAUGCUGUGGACAAAAACAAUGGACUGUGUCGACCCGUCAUUCUCUACUACAUAGCAACCGUCCCGACGACAACGCUCAUUAUAGCGCAAACCCGCGCCCCUGAAUUCUGCACCUUCAUCCAUCCACCAGGAUCGUCGAUCCUUUGCCCAACCGGGAUACGGCCGACAAACCCACCCACGCUCGUUUUUUGAUCAGCGCGCGACUCCGCCACCGUCGCCAUGACCAACCCCGGCGACGGGGGGUCUUCAUUCGUUCAGACCCCCGCGCCCGACAUCAAGCACCGGCACUCCCACCACGAUGUCCACCACCCGAGGAACGCCGCCGACGCGCACAUGCGCAUGCACCUGCACCACCACCGCCAGCACAACCAGCACGUCCUACCAAACGCCCAGCCAGCGCCCAAGACCCCGGACCCGGAGCUGAAUCCGUCCCAGGACCAGGACCUGCGGCGCCGCCAGGCCGGUGGCGUCAGCGAUCUGGACUCGCUCAUCACCCGAAUCAUCCAGACCGUGUCUGUCAUCCAAUACGUCGACGGCAACGGCUCCCCCAUAAACGUCUCGACCGUGUUCUCGCCCCCGGUGACGGAGCUGGUCGACGAGGCGACGGGCAUGACAAGGACCCUGUCCCCGGCCGAUACCGUCUCGAGCGAGUCGCUGCCGCCGCCGGCCUCCACCGCCAGCAGUUUGCCUAGCCCGGGAAGCAGCCUGGCAUCUUCCUCGCUUCCGACCUCCUCGUCCACAAGCACGGGCACCGGGUCCGCCACCAGCACCAGCAUCAGCUCGACACCCCCGGUGCCCACCCCCUUUUUGCCAUCUUCCCCGCCACCCUCCUCGCUCAACUCGACCACAUUUCCUUCUCUCACCGGCUCUUUCAACUCCAGCUCUUCGUCGACCACUCUGCCUCUCAGCAAUACCAGCGUCAGGAGUUUCUUCGCCAAUUCUUCCUCCACCACGGAGACUUCCAUCUCCUUCACUGCUUCCGAAUCAUCGUCGACUUCUCUGACCUCGUUUUCCUCGUCAACAACCCGUAGCAGCAGUAGCAGCACCGUUAGCCCAAGUUCAACUACUACGGAUGGCUUCGGUAAUGGUGGCGGAUCUGGUGGCGGUCCUGCAGCCCCGACCGGAGCUGUCCCUGCGCCCGAACCCGCGUCCAGUUCAGGGACUCCAACACCUGCCAUUGUGGGGAGCGUUGUGGGCAGCAUAUGUGGCGUCGCGCUUCUCGUGUUCGCUAUCGUGUUUCUUCUGCGAUGGAGGAAACAGCAACAGCAGGCCGGUCACAGGCGGCUGGGUGAAGGAGAGACGGCUCCCCCGGGGUCGUCUGGCGGAUUCUCGACCCGCAUGUCACAGCGGGCCUCUCCCUUUGCCGUCCCGUCGGCCCUGGCCGCUCUGUCGGGCGGCGCCGCGGGCGCGAAGCAGAUAACGAGCCCACAGUCCAGCGGAGGGGACGGCGAUGCGGGCGAGCGGGGCUUCUACCGCGUGUCGGGCCGCAAGCUCCCCUCGGUGCUGCAGCACGGCGGCGACGGCUACACGAACCCGCACGUGAGCACCAUGAGCGACGAGUCGGAGAUCAUGUACCGCGACUCGCAGGCCUUCUUCACCGGCGCGGCGCCCACCCGGCUCGCCGUCGGGUCGCCCAUGCGGCCCGAGAGCGGCAUCGCCGUCAUGAACCCCGGCCCGGCCCGCACGCCCGUCGCCGGCCAGAGCCCGCACCUCGAGGGCUCGCCGACCAUGAGCCCGCCGGGCCCCGCGCCCCCCACGCCGCCGUCAAACCUGGCCGCGCCGCGCGACUCGCUCAUGCCGCAGCCGCUGAGGCCGAUGCCCCCGCCGCCCCGCGUUGACGCCAUCGGUCGGAGUCGACCGUCCCUGGAUAGAUCGCAAGCUUCGACCUCGAGGUUCAGCGAGCAUCUUUCUUGAGAUUAAGAGGAGGGACAGAGGCCGGGACGGGAGGCUAGGGAGGGGGGCCUACUUUUUGUCUAAUUUCUCCAGGCCGCGCCCACCGCCCGCGUGUUUUUUUUUCUUGACUCUGUCACAAGUCACACUGGUCUCUGCCCCUACGGGACAGACACGCGACACCUUGUCACAUGUGUUGUGUUGCACAUAUGUUGAUAUAAACAAAUAAUGUUUCAAAUCUUAGUGUUUCCCCACCACCAUUUCUCCUUCUUUUUUGUCAUCUCUUUCUCUCUGUCUUCUCAAGCGACCAACCCCCGCUGAAAAAUAUCACAGCAAAGCAUAUAGGCCGGCGUUUCUUUUCCACAUCGCGUGUUGCUUGUUUCGCUUCUUCCUCCCAACACCGUUGGUUACUGACCGAUCUAUCGAUCCACACGUCCCCCUUUUUUCUGUUUUCUUUUGUCUGCGUUGCGGGUGGAUGGACGAGAUCAUUCCUGGAUAUCUUGAGGAAAUUCACAACGAUGGCGGCGCGCCUGGCACCUUUUUUUUUGUUCACUGUCUGACCAAACUUACCACUCAGGCCGACACUCGGGCUAUCGCCAUCUGUAAGAACAGUUUCUACCACGAGCCCAAAGGAAAGCGGCCGAUGGGGAGGGAAAGGAGAAAUAAUAAAAAAAAGAUGCAAAACAUGCACCGACCCUUUUUCUUGUCUACGUAUUUGUGGUUGUCUACAACUUUUGUUCAUUCUAUACUCGGUGUGUUGUAUAUCUCCCUCCCUGGUGGUUAUAGUCAUGGGUAGACAGGACCGAAGUUUCUUUAGAAACACAGCUCCACCUACCCCAUACUUCCUAUGAUUCGUCUAAAGAUCUCCUUAUCGCCUCGAUCCCCCAAUAUCAUCUCUGUUAUCGUCUCGGAGCCUAGCUAUUCGCAAAGUUAAAUAAACACAUGAUUAAAAG